This is a messenger RNA of Penicillium brevicompactum, 1473 nucleotides long. RefSeq names its product NAD(P)/FAD-dependent oxidoreductase. Lineage: Eukaryota; Fungi; Ascomycota; Eurotiomycetes; Eurotiales; Aspergillaceae. The record is from RefSeq and is a predicted model, not a curated record. Bases 1 to 1473 code for a protein of 490 amino acids. The transcript has 13 exons. Gene Ontology annotation, molecular function: flavin adenine dinucleotide binding; sarcosine oxidase activity.
AUGACUACCCCUCAGUCCCGCGUCAUCAUCGUGGGUGGCGGUGUAUUCGGGCUCAGUACCGCUCUCUGGCUUGCUCGCAGUGGCUAUAAAGACGUGACUAUCUUCGACCGUUGCAACUUUGACACCAACUACUACAAUCCAGCCGACGGCUGUGACGGUGCAUCCGCUGAUAUCAAUAAAAUCUUCCGAGCAACGUACGGGUCGCAAGAGCAUUCUCAAGAUCUUGCUUUAGAAGCCAGAGACAUUUGGCUGGAAUGGAACCGCUCUAUCAAAGAAAGUCAUCCAUCUGACCUUCCGCGUCCGCUGACACCGGAAGAUGAACUUCUCACACUGUGUGGUGUGUAUCAUCUCGCCGAUGGACCUGACAUGAUACCGCGUUAUGUGGAGAAUUUGCGGGUGAUGGAGGACACUGCGCCUAGUUUCCGUGAUCUGCAGUUUAUCAAGGAUAAUGCUGCCGAUGAAAAGCGAGCUGGCGCACGGGGUACUGAAUGGGCGAAGAAGUACCACCUUUUUGAUCAAUUCAAAAAUGGCGCCACGAAUGGAUUUUUGGAUGCCGGCUCAGGAAUCACCUUAGCUGAUAAAGCCUGCGUAUAUGCACGCCACUUAUGCCAAAAGGCCGGUGUCAAAUUCGUCCUUGGGCGUCCUCAUGGCGAGCUUGACCGUUUGAUCACCGAGGAAAUUGGCACUUCCAAGCAAGUGAAGGGCAUCAAGACCCGCGAUGGGCUGACACAUUUCGCCGAUCUGGUUGUAGUUGCCUGCGGCCCAUGGACAGCAGGUGUUCUCCCUGAAGCAAGUCGGUCGGUCGAAGCCACAAUGGGAACAGUCAUGUUCAUCGAUAUCCCAGAGGACCGCAAAGACCUGCGAGAGAAGUUCCACCCAGAUAACAUUCCGGUGUGGCGAUUUAUCCAAGGUGAAGGUGAAGGAGGUUACGAGGGUGGUGGAUUCCCCAUCACUCGGGAAGGAAGAUUGAAAUUUGGAUUCCGUGCCCGAAAGAUCAUCCAACAGAAAAGAAUACAACCGAUCCAUACUGUGCCACUCUAUGGGCUAGAGCUCAUGAAGCAAGUGAUAGGCGGGCUAUUCCCGGAGUUAGCUGAAAUUGGAUUCACAGACAGCAGGCUAUGCUGGUACACCGACAGUAUCGAUAACGAGUUUGUGAUUGAUUAUGUCCCGGGAUAUUCUGAUUCUUUGUUCAUCUGUACUGGCCAUGGAUUCAAGUUUCUUCCUAUUCUUGGCAAGUAUGUCAAGAAUCAACUCGAAAAGGUCCCAGAUAGAUUUACCCCAUUUUGGAAGUGGAGAAGCGUGGAAGAAGGCAAGAACUGCAACGGCCUCGAAGAAGGAGAAGCCGGUCCCCGUGAGAUGUCCAAGUUGAAACUGGCAAAGCCCCAAGACUUUCAAUUCACGGUGAAAGGGUCUGGUACCUCUUCCAACUCUCUACGGUUGAAUGUGAGAUCAGGAGAAAAGUCACAACUUUAG